CCCCGAUGCUGUGCUACCGAUUUCCUACACAACUCGAUUGACUUCGACCUCAAAACGCCUCGACCUUUGGAUCCAACUUCACAAUGUCCGAGCCUGUGUUCACGACUUUGAUAUCUAUGCAAUUUUCGAAAUUUCGCAGUCGAAUCGCACACACAUAGCACCACCAUCGGCGACCCCUUUUUGGCUGAUUUACCUCUGACGUUUCUUCGUUCUCCUUUUCACUUACCAUGGCGCCCAAAAAGCCUGCUGUGACUUCCAAGGCUCUGCAAGCUUUACUCACACGCAUCGGCUCUGCAUUGUCAGGGACUAAAAGCACGCUUCUCCAUCGUUUCCAGCACGAUGUUCCAAGCUCUUAUCACUUUCGUCCACAAUCCACACGGAACGAAUCACAGCCGGAACCAUGGGGUCACAAGGUACGCGUCAUGAGCAUCGAUAUGGGCAUCAGAAAUCUGGCAUUCUGCGACGCCGAAGUAUCUUACCCAGCAGCUGAGCUUAAGUCCGAGCAAGACCUCAACGCUACCAUGAACGUCCUGCGCUGGAAGAAACUCGACCUUGUGGAAGGCCAACGCUACCAUGACUCCCACCAGCAGUCAUUGGAAGACAUCCAGGAGAAUAUUGGGGCUGCAGGGGAUGAUAUCAGCCAAUUCACUCCCUCCGUCCUUUCGAAGACCGCCUAUCGUUUGAUCACAGAAGAGGUCUUAAGUGUAAACCCGGAUAUCAUACUCAUCGAGAAACAACGCUGGCGCUCGGGCGGUGGCAGCGCGGUCCAACAAUGGACUGUGCGAGUCAACACACUGGAAGCUAUGCUUUGGGCUAUCUUGGAGACGCUGAAAAUGACGCGGCAGUCCCGCUACCAAACCGGAAAAUUUGUUGCAAAGCAAGACUUUCACGUCCGCGCUGUUGAUCCGAAGCGUGUUGGACAGUAUUGGUUGGGCCAGCAUGCUCGAGCUCUGGGAGAGCGGGACGAAGAUGCUCUGGCUAUCAACGUAGCUGGUCUCUCAAAAGGCGCCAAGGAGCCUGAAGACGCGGAAGAGGAGGAAACCGGGAAGAUUGCAAAGAAGCCAAGUCGCGGCAAAGCAGAGAAGAGUGCGAAAAUCGCAAUACUCCGUUUGUGGCUGGCGGAUGAUACAAUGUCUACGGUGCCAUCUACGCCAUCCUCGAUGCCACACAUCACAUUCGGUAUCGGGCCCGAUGCAGCGUCGACUCGUCAAGCCCUACUUCCCAAAGUCAAGCGACGGAAUAAGGGUUCUAAGGCAGCCACCAAGGAUGCAGGACAAGUUGAGAACAUCUCUGUAACAGAAAUCAAGAAGCUUGACGAUAUUACGGACUGUUUUCUGCAAGCUGCGGCGUGGAUCGCGUGGGAGUCGAACCGGUUGCAGCUCAUGGCUCUGUCCAACGGUGGGAAGCUGGACCCUUCGAAACAUCCAUCGACGAUAGAUGAAGAUCAGAUUCUGAAGAUGAUCAAGGAAGUUGGGGAGGUUUGAGGUUUUUGGCCUUUUCGACAAGAGAAGUCACGGGGCCAAGAUGCACAAUAGAAGGACGGUCAAACUCGUUAAUGUGUGGGACUACUCAUUAGGCCAGGUUUCAACCAGCUUUCCAUAUGAAUCGAACAGCAAACUGGUAACAUCUCAGCUUGAAUUAUCCUCAGAACCACCUUCAUCCCUCCAACCCACUGAACAACCCUUCUCCUCAUCCACUCUCCUCCCUGUCUUCUCUCACUGCGCUCACCCCUCACAAAUCAAAUCAAAAUCCGGAAACAGCGGAUCAGGCCCAAUAUUCGUACUCGCAACACCCGUCUGAAAGUCCUGCACUUUCGCCGUCUGCUGCGCCUGAUUACACUUCUCUGUCCACACGUCAGCAUUCAUCCAUUUCAUCCCCUUCCCCAAUACUCCG
Molecule: messenger RNA, 1893 nt
Organism: Macroventuria anomochaeta
Lineage: Eukaryota; Fungi; Ascomycota; Dothideomycetes; Pleosporales; Didymellaceae
Product: ribonuclease H-like protein
Exons: 1
Coding region: 228-1484 (418 amino acids)
Cellular component (GO): mitochondrion
Molecular function (GO): Y-form DNA binding; flap-structured DNA binding; DNA endonuclease activity
Source: RefSeq, a predicted model, not a curated record